UUUUUAGUAGUUAAGUCCUAAUUUAGCCAAUACCAAAUGCGCUCAAUCUUUGGAAAAUUUAAGGAAAAAUGCUUAUACUAUUAACUUAGGUGCGCAACCUUUUAAUUUUUCAAAUACAGAGUGUUCCAAAUUGAAAUAAAUAUUGUUAACCGGAAAUUGAUCGCCAAGAGAACGAGGGCAUAUUUUCGACCAAAUUUGAGAAUAGUUGCUUUGAGAUCUUAAUGCCUUAGUUCGUGGAGAAUACCACUAAAAUUCGGUUUUAUUCUUAGACAAUAAAUUCUCAGGACUAUAUUUACCAAACUUUGGUGGGCCGUAUUUUGUUUUAUCAAUUGUAAUUUAUGGAUUGUACCAUUGUGUCUUUUUUUAAUUAUUAUUUAACUGGGAAAAUUCCUUAUUGAUAAGGAAAUUUCGUAUAAUUGUUACGAUGAAGGUUUUGGAAAAGUUAUCUAUUGGUAGGUAUGUAGGUAUAUAUUAUCCAUUGGUCGUUGGCCGUUGUUAUAGGUCGUCCAAAACUUUUGGACCAAAAGCAAAACAGCACAAAAACAAGACCUACUUAAUUUACCGUAUAAAGGGCCAGUUAGUUUUUCGAAAGUGAGGGCCAUAAAAAUUAAAAAUGAAUACUGAAGCACCGGAAAAAAUAAUGCAGCUUUUAUCGUUUACUUGGGCGGAUUACGCCCUAUUUUUCUCAAUGUUCUUUUUAUCUGUGCUGAUUGGCAUUUAUUUUGGAUGUUUCCAAAAGAAAAACGACACCCCUGAAGAGUACUUAUUGGGCAAUAGAAAUAUGAAUAUAUUUCCCAUUGCUAUGUCAUUAAUUGCUGGACAUCUUUCCGGCAUUACUCUUUUAGGUGUACCGUCGGAAAUAUACAUGUAUGGUGGACAAUACUGCAUGUUUGUGAUUGUAUGCUUCCUAAUAAUAAUAAUAAUGAAUUACGUGUACUUGCCUCCUUUUUACAACUCCCAAGUUUCAAGCAGUUACGAAUACCUCCAACUAAGGUUCGACGAAAAAAUUAGACUCAUGGCUUUGGUUCUUUAUGUAAUUGCAAGUUUUUUCUACAUUCCUAUAGUUAUUUAUAUUCCGGCACUGGCUUUUAAUCAAGUAACUGGGAUGUCUAUACAUUACAUAACGCCAAUUAUUUGCGCUAUUUGUAUUUUUUACACUACAAUAGGAGGGUUAAAAGCUGUAGUGUGGACGGAUGCCCUUCAAUUUAGUGUGACAACAGCCGCUUUAUUGGCAGUUUCGUUCAUAGGUGUCGGAGAUAUCGGAGGUUUUGGGAAAUUGCUAGAAAUUAAUCGACAUGGCGAUAGAUUGGAGUUUUUUAACAUGGACGUGAAUCCUACUGUUAGGACAACAUUUUGGGGAAUUUGUAUUGGUCUAACCACACAUUGGGUGUCAAUUUUGGGAGUAAAUCCUUCCUCUGUGCAAAGAUAUAUGUCUGUUCCUUCUUUCAGCAAAGCCAAAAUAACUGUGCUUUCUUUAGGUUUAGGCACACUAUUUGUAAAAAUAUUUACAGCUUUACUGGGUUUCAUAAUGUAUGCUAAAUAUCACGAUUGCGAUCCAUAUACCUCGAACAAAAUUAAAAAUCCCGACCAAAUUUUACCAUUUUUUGUUAUGGAUAUUGCCAAGGAUAUUCCUGGACUUUCAGGACUUUUUGUUGCGGGAGUUUUUAGUACAGCCUUAAGUACCAUGUCAGCGCAUUUAAAUACCCUAGCUGGCACUUUAUACGAAGACUUUUUCCGAAAAUUUUUACCACCGAGAAUUUCUGCAAAUAACUUCAUUAAAAGCACUGUAGUGGUGUGCGGUGUUAUCUGCGUUGCUAUGGUUUUUAUAAUCGAAAAACUCGGCGGAAUUAUCCAGAUUUCCGGGUGUUUUUCUGGAAUAACCUCUGGUCCGCUCUUGGGUCUAUUUACAUUGGGAAUGUUGUUUCCUACUGCUACAAAAAAGGGUGCUUUGGUGGGUUCUAUUACCUCCCUGGCAAUAAUGAGUUGGAUUGUUAUAGGAUUUCAGUACCAUUACAUAAAUAAACAUAUUCCGAACGUUUAUAAGCCUUUGUCCGUUGAAAAUUGUGGUUCUAAUGUUACAAACAUUAAUUUAACAAAUUCAACCAUUAAUAGUGAAACAGGUCAAAAUGAACCAUUUUUCCUAUUCCGAAUAUCCUUUUACUGGUACUAUCCUAUUGGUACCUUAUUGGUGGUGAUAGUGGGCUCUUUUGUAUCAUGGAUUUUGGGCGAUGCAAAUGAAAAAAGAUUUGAAAAAAACCUAUAUAGCCCCAUCGUCCAUAGAUUCAUACCGAAUGCCCCUGCUGAUUAUGUUCAAGUGGCUUUAAAAGACAUAGAAUGCGAACAAGAAUCGAUUAAAAAUAUUUUGUAAAUUAAUUU
Molecule: messenger RNA, 2376 nt
Organism: Brassicogethes aeneus
Lineage: Eukaryota; Metazoa; Arthropoda; Insecta; Coleoptera; Nitidulidae
Source: the annotation of a GenBank genome assembly